AUGGCAAGGAAGGGUCGAAUGCUCUACUUUUUGAUGAAGUUAGAAAAACAAAUUCCUGCGGAAGUGACAGAUAGUGGCUUACAGAAAAGAAUGGAAAGGACCCGAAAAAUCCAUAGACUUUUUACUGCUAUUGUUAAAGGGAAUAAGAAUCGAGAUGAUAUCGAAGACGACGAAGUAAAUUACUGCGCCCUUACGACACGCGUGUCGUGGAAAACCAGAUAUUGA
Messenger RNA from Acaulospora morrowiae, 225 nucleotides. The record is from the annotation of a GenBank genome assembly. Lineage: Eukaryota; Fungi; Glomeromycota; Glomeromycetes; Diversisporales; Acaulosporaceae.